Episyrphus balteatus (marmalade hoverfly) is the source of this 981-nucleotide messenger RNA. RefSeq lists its product as uncharacterized. The coding region runs from base 171 to 761 and encodes 196 amino acids. The record is from RefSeq and is a predicted model, not a curated record. Lineage: Eukaryota; Metazoa; Arthropoda; Insecta; Diptera; Syrphidae. The transcript has 2 exons.
ACAUUUAACGAAAAUACAAAGUUUUCAGAAAAAAAUUUCAAUUUUGCACUUAAAUAAAUUUAAAAAAAAAGUGAAACUUAAAAAUUAUAAAGUAAACAAAUAUAAAUCAAGAAACUAUUCUUUAAAUUAGAAUUGACUUUAACAAAAAUUCAUAAAUCUUCUAUCUUGAAAUGGAUCAACAAAAUCAAAAUUUUGAUAAUAUCCGGGAAGAAUUGAAAAGACUUAUUAAACAAAGCGAAAAUCAAAACCCCGACCUUACAUUACCAGCUGAUGAUCAAAAAAACCAAAUAGCUACCCAUUUUGACAGUAACAUUCAUCCCGACACAACCACUCCCUACUCAAUCGAUGAAGGCAUUCAAAAAAUCCGCUCUGAACUCAAAGAAAGUUGUCAACUAUUCCAAACUGCUGGCGAAGCAUUUGAAUCGAUAAAUUUCAAUUCUUUAAAACAUCGAAUAAGGGAUUUACAUUUAACAGCUAGUCAGUCAGAAAUGGAUGUGGUUAUGGAAGAGAAAAAUGUUGAUCAAAAAUUGAACAAACUUACUAAUAUAAUGGGUUAUAAGUUUCGACAACAUCCAGGUGAAUUUGGGGACAUACCAGAGUUGAGUAGCUUUUUUAAGGCAUGCAGUCAACUUCAACAUGGAUUGGAAAAACUCAAAAGACAUCGCUGUGAAAUGGACGAGCUUGGAAAUCAAACAAAUUUGGCUACAAAUGAAUCAAGGCAAAGGAUAGAAGAGAUUCAAAAGAUUCUCAAGAAAGACUAAAUGAUAUAUUGAAAGAAAGUUCCAAUACUAGCGGUCGUUGACUUCUUUUUAUAUAUAUUUUUUUAACACUAUUAAUAGCUGCAUUUGGGUAGAAUACAGAACAAAGAAAGUAUGACAAAAGACUCAUCAAUUUUUCAGAAAAAAAAAUAUCAACGUUCUUUACUUCACCCGAGACCAGAAUACAAAUACAAAAUAAAUAAAAUUGACCUGAAACACCUUA